GUUUCCUUUUCCCUUUUGACUGAACUGAGAGCUGUCACCCUUACCACGAUUCCCUGCAUCUCUGAGGACCAGCAGGUUUGAAGGCAUGCAGCUCCUCUGGAUGCCUCCAGGCACUGGUGAAAGGAUGGUGAUCUCCCAGUAAGGCCCAGGAGACGGCGUGACGUGAGAAGACAGUCUGAAUGGUUCAGAGAAGGUAGCAACAUGGAUGGAGAGCCACCCUGCACCAAGCCUCCCACCCUUCCUCACAAGAUCUCUCUCGUUUCCUCUCCCAUGAGGGCAGUCAUCCGCUUGCGACGAAAAGUCCGGAUCCAGAAGAAAAACCGCUUACAAGUGGAUCUCAGCAAGGACAAAUCUCCAGAGCUGGUCCAAACUAGGCUGCUUCAAAGGCAGAUUUCCCUGAACCGAACAAACUUGUGCAGUUCUUCUAUAUCCCUCUUUAAUCAAUCCGGCUUUGAAAAUUCUCGGUACUUCACCUUUGACACCUCUAGAGACCUAUGUACUCUGAAUAAAUCCAAACGCAAGAAGCAACGCAGAAAAUCCAAGGUAGUUCUGUAUCCAGAAAGCUCCAGAAAGUACCUUCCCACAGCAGAGAAGAGUAAAGCAAAGCGUUGUCUUUUCUUGCUCAUUGGUAUCAUCUUCUUGCAGAUUCUAAAUGCUAUUGAGAAUCUGGAUGACAACCUUCAAAAGUAUGACCUAGAUGGACUGGAGAAAACCAUGCACCGGGAAGUGUUUGGGCAAAAGCUGGCAGUGGAAAAAAUUAUGGAAUUGUUGAAGGACUAUCUGGCAACUCACAUACAUAAUAAGCCCCUAGUAAUCUCUUUAAAUGGCCCUACUGGUGUUGGGAAGAGUCAUGUUGGAUGGUUGCUAGCCAAACAUUUUCGAUCAGUCAUGGACAGUGACUUUGUGCUUCAGUACCUUGUGAUGCACCAUUGCCCAAAUAAGGAGGCUACUCUUGAUUGCCAAUUGGAUUUGUCUAAGAAGAUUUCUGACAUAAUAACCAGAGCGGAAACAGAGGAGAAAAUACCACUUUUUAUUCUAGAUGAAGUUGAGCAUAUACCUCCAGUCCUACUAGACACGCUCAGCAGAUUCUUUGAACCGAACCAGACCAAUGAGUUCCUCAAUGCCAUCUACAUUUUAAUAAGCAAUAUAGGGGAUAGUGAAAUCACCAAGUUUGUCACUCAGAAUGUUUCCACUGAGGAUUCGCUCAGCAGAGAACUCCCAAAUCUCAUCCAGCCUUUACUGAUCCACAUCCAUCCUCUUUGGAAUUCUGCUGAUAUCAUCCCAUUUGUUUUGUUGGAGAAGAGUCAUGUCAUAGAAUGCUUCAUGGAGGAGAUAAGGAGGGAGGGACUGUAUCUUAAUCAGAGCCAUAUAGAAAAUUUAGCAAGUCAGCUCUGUUAUAACACUACAGGGGGCCGGCAGUACUCCAAAAAUGGCUGCAAGCACGUUGGGUCCAAAGUCAGUCUACUGCAGCGACCUGUAUAAAUAAGAAGUCAAAUCCUGUUCUGAGUAAUUUGCAAUCAACUGAGACAUUCCAGACUUGUUGUACUGCCAAUGACAGCAGAAUUUGGCUGAUGCUGCUUUUCCGCAAGCAGGUAGAUAUGACGUUGUCCCACUGAGCACAUAAGUGGGUUCCAUGAAACAGAAGAGUCCAAUCACCUCUUCGUUGGCUAAACUCUGUUCUCCUAUUGAUGCAGUGGGGCUUAUCCACUGAAUUCCCACAAUUCUAUAAAUAAGCCCCUGCUAACUAAGUCCAGAGUAGCUCUCCAGUAUUUAUUGCUGUUGUGUUAGGAUGCCUAGAAGGUGAGAAUAAACCCACAGAACAUGUAUAGGGAGGGUGCAAAUUGGUAUGUGGGAGAUGGUGGGAUUUUUGGACUCAGCACACCUAGUUAGAUCUCCUUUCCUCAAACUCAAAUUCUGCAGCCCCUUUGCUUUUCUGCUACCUGGAUCUCGUAUAUAGGCUAAGUGGAUAGAAAUGAAACUGGUAGACAAGAGGAACAUCUGAAGUAACUGAAGAAUGAGACUGUUGCUCAAACAACCUUAAUCCCAGAGCUCUGCAUUCUUUGAUUCCCAGGAGGUGGGAGUCUCCUGGAAUGUGUUUUCCCAUAUUUGAUCAGCUUGGAAGCUGUAGCCCUUCAGAACCAUUAGUAACCUAAUCUUUGUCACUUCUAGGUUAGAGUCCCGCAAUACAAUUUUCCUAGUUAGCCCUGAAGAUUACUUACUAAUCUGCUUAACUAAAGGGUUUUAUUGAAAUCACCUUUUGUAUGAACCCUGCUGCUUCUUUUCUUAAGGAUGCAAAUUCACAGUGUUUAUUAUCUGGAAAAUUAUAACUGGCUAUUGACAGAGGUCAGGUAAUGCACAUCAAAAAAAGCCAGUUUGACCUGUUUAUGCAUGCCGCUGAGGUCUAAACCAACUACUCUUGGGGGAAAAAACCCAAGUAUCCUCACUGUGGAGAGCUCAAUGAAGCCACUGCUCUGUGUGCAGGGAUGGUGAAAAACAUGAAAAAAACAUGAAAAAAAUGUAGGUUGCAAGAGGAAUGUGAGAGGAGUAUUCACCACUGAAAACAUUAUACUGCCAUUCUUAUGGUGAGAGUAACUUCCAGCUUCCAUGAUGAGUUUCUAUUUCUUUUCUUUUUUUCUUCUAUAAAAUUUCUGGCUCAGAAAUUUGUUUUUUGCAGAGUUUGAGAGAAAUGUACACACCUGCUUUGGUGUGGGCCAUUAAAUCCUGACUGGAAACACUGAU
Molecule: messenger RNA, 2739 nt
Organism: Alligator sinensis (Chinese alligator)
Lineage: Eukaryota; Metazoa; Chordata; Crocodylia; Alligatoridae
Gene: TOR4A
Product: torsin family 4 member A
Exons: 3
Coding region: 202-1482 (426 amino acids)
Biological process (GO): negative regulation of apoptotic process
Cellular component (GO): nuclear envelope; endoplasmic reticulum lumen
Molecular function (GO): ATP binding; ATP hydrolysis activity
Source: RefSeq, a predicted model, not a curated record